Messenger RNA from Penicillium argentinense, 2406 nucleotides. RefSeq lists its product as uncharacterized. NCBI's taxonomy places the organism in Eukaryota, Fungi, Ascomycota, Eurotiomycetes, Eurotiales, Aspergillaceae. Gene Ontology annotation, cellular component: nucleus; cytoplasm. The record is from RefSeq and is a predicted model, not a curated record. The coding region runs from base 1 to 2406 and encodes 801 amino acids. The transcript is spliced from 3 exons.
AUGUUUAUGCUCCGCAACGUGGGCAAAUUUCUUUUCGGUGAUACCUCGAAAGAGUCUAUCAUCGAGAUUCCUCAGGGCCAGCUGUACUUGGUCCGACCCCUCUCCCCCAAGGGCUAUUCGGAGCUCAUCUUCAAAGACGCGGCGGCGACGAUCCGACGAACUGGCCAGGAAUUUCAAUACCAGCUGGUAAUCCAGAGAGCCUACGAGGAAGGCGAGGAGGACCUCGCAGACGAUGAGGAUGAGCAGGGAGCCGCGGACGGGCUGGACAAAGACGAGAAGGUUUUCCUGCUCGACCAGUCUCUGCACUUCCGCUCCGAGGUUCGCGAGGGUGGUGUGAAGAUUCUCGCCUGGGAUGACCUGAGUGGUGACGAGGGUGAUCUCUUCGAGUUCAUUUGCGACUCUUCGGUGCCUUCCGACAAAGUCGCCACCUUUGAGCUUGCUGCCCUGCAGUGCCAGUACGAGCGGAAAUUCCGUCGCACCGCGCAGAAAGCCACCGAGGAGGAACUCCAGCAGUUUUCCUACGAGGAAGAAGAGCCCAUCCCGUCUGCGAGCCCUGUCGCUUCGCCCACAUCCAAGUCGCGUGCUCAGUCCCUGACCUCUGGCGAUUCUGCCGCGGCGAUGGCGCAAGACGUGAGGUAUGCCCAAUCUAAGGGCCACAUGAAGGCUGCUGCCGAAGAUGAGGAACCUACUGUAGCUCCACCCUCUGCAGCCCGGCCAGAGUCCAAGGAAAUUCUGACCAAGGAACGGGCUGAGCUUCACCUUUUCGAUUUCCCGACCGGAACGUUCGUGUUGCAGGAUUCCGAAGUCAUUGCGACCGUGUCCGAAAUUGGGAACUGGCAAUACUGGCUCCAGAUCACCGGCAACGAAAAGGAAUGGCUCGGCCAGGCUGUUGUCGGAGAUAUCAACCCUGUCUUCAACUUCGAAUAUCUUUCAUUUAUCUUCAACCACUACGCUGAAGACGGAUCGGCCUACUCAUGGCUUCUUCGUUUCAAGGACCAGACUUCGGAAGAGCGCUUCCAAGAAGGUCUGAUGCAGGCUCUGUGGGAGCAGCUUAACGAGAUGAAGUGGACCAAGGUCAAGGAGAAUGAUCGAGAAUAUGUGCUGGACGCUUUCCAAGACCUCACUAUGGAAGAUGCCGACGACCAGCCUGAGCAGGAAGAAGAGGAGGAAGAGGAAGAGGAGGAAGAAACCGACCAAGACGACGGUCAACGUAGCGAGCACUAUGAUAGCGACGAGGAGGAAGACGACGUUGUCACUCGCGAUCAGGAUGGCAAUGUUAACUCUCAACUGGCUGUUGGCUACAAGCAUGAUCGCUCGUUCGUUGUUCGUGGUUCCAAGAUCGGUGUUUUCAAGCACACCCCCAACAACAACCUUGAGUUCUCGACCAACAUCUCUAAAGUGGAAACACCAAAUGGCAAGCUUUUCAGCCCAAAGAAGGUUAUGCUGCAUGCAGAGGAUCGCAACAUGAUUCUUCAAAAUAGCGAUGACCCCAAUUCUCUGUUCAAGAUGGAUCUGGAGUAUGGCAAGGUUGUCGAUGAGUGGAAGGUUCACGAUGAUAUUCCAGUCGAGACCUUUGCCCCUGAGAACAAAUUCUCCCAGAUGACUUCUGCUCAACCCUUCGUUGGCGCAUCCAAGAAUGCCUUGUACCGCAUUGAUCCUCGUGUUUCAGGAAACAAGCUCGUUGAUACCGAUCUGAAACAAUAUGCUAGCAAGAACGACUUUUCCGCUAUGGCUACUACCGAGAAGGGAUAUCUGGCUGUUGCCUCCAACAAAGGUGACAUUCGCAUGUUUGACCGCUUGGGUAUCAACGCAAAGACCCACAUCCCAGCUCUCGGAGAGCCAAUCAUCGGUCUUGAUGUGUCUGCUGACGGUCGCUGGGUCCUUGCGACCUGCCGUACUUACCUCCUUCUGAUUGACUCGUUGCAAAAGGAUGGCAAGAACGAAGGCAAGCUCGGCUUCGAGAAGUCGUUUGCCAAGGACGCGAAGCCCCAGCCCCGUCGCCUUGGUCUGCAGCCGGCACAUGUGGCACAAUUCCAGCACGAGACCAAGCAGCCGCUGUCAUUCACUCCUGCUCGCUUCAAUACCGGUGUUGACUCCGAGGAAACUUCAAUCAUCACCGCAACUGGUCCUUUCAUCAUUACCUGGGGCCUGAAGAAGAUUAUCGCUGGUCGUAAGGAUCCCUACACAAUCAAGCGAUACGAAGAGAACGUCAUGGCAGACAACUUCCGCUACGGCUCUGACAAGAACGUGAUCGUUGCCUUGCCCAAUGAGGUCAACAUGGUUGCCAAACGCAGCUUCCAGAAGCCCACUCGUGAAAGUAUUGCCGGCCCUAUCACCCCAAAACGUGGCCGUAGUGGCAGGUUCAGCCACCUGGGAAGAAACGACAUUGUCAACUCCCCAUACUAA